Molecule: messenger RNA, 5282 nt
Organism: Paramisgurnus dabryanus
Lineage: Eukaryota; Metazoa; Chordata; Actinopteri; Cypriniformes; Cobitidae
Gene: axin1
Product: axin 1
Biological process (GO): positive regulation of proteasomal ubiquitin-dependent protein catabolic process; negative regulation of canonical Wnt signaling pathway; cell development
Cellular component (GO): plasma membrane; beta-catenin destruction complex; nucleus
Molecular function (GO): identical protein binding; molecular adaptor activity; protein kinase binding
Source: RefSeq, a predicted model, not a curated record
CCGAGACAUGAAUGCGAUGAAUGUGGGGCUCACUUCAAAGCAAAUCGGGAGGGCAGCGAGAGGGGUGUUGUAAUGUCGUUAACGAAGGAAAAAACGCGAGGAAGCGAUCUGCUUUUAGAUCCCCGCUUUUUUAUGAUGUACCACCACGCGAGCGGAAUGAGUGUGUAUUGGUUUUAAUUGUGAUUAAUGAUAACGCGUUUUAACAGCGUGUUCGCGCACUAGUUGAGUCGGAUCGCUUCAGUUGUAGCGAACAAGCUAGCUAGCAAUGUCGGCUAACGUACUCGAAGAUGGUGAAAGUGUUUUUCGCCAUCUCCGUUCACUUCUUAGGGAAGGUCUCGCGCCGCACGUACUUCCUUUCCUCGUUCGUUACGUUUCCCUUUGAUGUUUUUGCUUUUCAAUGCCUUUCCUUGUGUUACCGUAGGCUGUUUUGUUGUAGCCUCUAGCGUCUUGCUGCUUCAAUCUACAAUUUUAGCUUUAUUUUGUACAUAUUUACGUUUGUCUGCGAUGGAUUUAUUGUGGUGUGGAUAAAGCACGACGGGUGAUAAACUUGUGUCGUGUAUGUGUACUUGGGUGCUGGAUUAGCCAGCUAUCUUAACGGGUUGCAGUUAUAGUUUCCUUAAAAGUUUAAGCUUGUAAAGUAAUUGUUAGGCUUGGACACGGAUAGCUCGAGGCUUCUUUUCUCUGUAACUCGGUUAUCGACAACAUAUCAGAUCUGUUUGGCAGGCAGUCACAGGUUUUAAGGUCGAAGCAUGAAAGUGUUGGAUUUAUGGCCUGUCACAGGAGGAAUUCUUUAGCCGUGGCAUUAAAAGGAGUCUGGAUAUAAACUUUCUGGCUUGUGGGCUGUACUGGGACGGGGUGCAUGGACACUGUGAGAAUGAGUGUAAACGAAAAGGGCUGUUAUCUGACAGAUCUGGGUGGCAGCUUCACUGAGAAUGCCCCCAGACCUCCGGUCCCCGGGGAGGAGGGCGAUCUGGUGUCCAGCGAUGGGCGGCAAUACGGCCACAGUUUUUACUCCUCCAAGAGCGAGAUCCUCAAGAACGAGGCCUCCAUAGCUACGCCCCGGAGACCCGAUUUGGAUCUGGGCUACGAGCCCGAGGGCAGCGCUUCCCCGACGCCACCCUACCUGAAGUGGGCAGAGUCGUUGCACUCUCUGCUGGACGAUCAAGACGGCAUCCACUUGUUCAGGACUUUCCUUAAACAGGAGAGUUGCGCCGACAUGCUGGACUUCUGGUUCGCCUGCAGCGGCUUCCGGAAGCAGGAGACGAACGAAGGCAACGAGGAGAAGAUGCUUAAACUCGCGAAAGCCAUUUAUAAAAAGUACAUAUUGGAUAACAACGGGAUUGUGUCGAGACAGAUCAAACCAGCCACCAAAAGCUUCAUCAAGGACUGCGUGAUGAAGCUUCACAUCGAUCCCGCUAUGUUCGACCAGGCUCAGACCGAGAUUCAGACUAUGAUGGAGGAGAACACCUACCCUUUGUUUUUGAAGUCCGACAUAUAUUUGGAAUACACCAGGACGGGUGGGGAAAGUCCCAAACUGUUCAGUGACCAGAGCUCGGUGUCGGGGAAUGGCAGAGUCUUGCCCGGGCAUUUGUCAACUGUGAAGGAGGACGAGGAAUGGAGGUGCGACCAGGGCCAGGACGAUCACCCGGAAAGUGAUCCCACCCCGAGCAACAGGCUGACCCAGAAGCUGCUUUUGGAAACCGUACCUCAACGGGUGGCCACCAGUAAGAGAUAUCACGACAACCUUGAAUACAGACAUGCGUCAUGGAGGGAGCCCGUCAAUCCUUACUACGUGAACACCGGCUACGCCAUGGCUCCCGCCACCAGCGCCAACGACAGCGAGCAGCAGAGCAUGUCCAGCGACGCAGACACCCUCUCCCUGACCGACAGCAGUGUAGACGGAAUCCCACCGUAUAGAUACCGCAAGCCCCACCGACGAGAGAUACACGAAAGUGCCAAAGUUAACGGGCGAGUGCCACUACCUCAUAUUCCUCGCACAAACCGGAUUCCAAAGGAUAUUCACGUGGACCCGGAGAAGUUCGCAGCGGAGCUGAUCAGCCGGCUGGAGGGGGUGCUGAGGGAACGGGAGGCGCAAGAGAAACUGGAGGAGAGACUCAAGAGAGUUCGACUGGAAGAAGAAGGUGAUGAUGCAGAUGUCUCCACUGCCCCCUCACUGGCCAAUCACAGGAUUCCUCCUGCCCACGUGCCGCAUUAUGGUGGACGUUACUCUGAAAUGAGCUACAACGGGUUGCAACUUCGAGACGCUCAUGAGGAGAACCCCGAGAGCAUCCUGGAUGAGCACGUGCAGCGUGUCAUGAAAACUCCAGGCUGUCAGUCUCCCGGAACGGGCCGCCAUUCUCCGAAGUCCCGAUCCCCAGACGGGGUGCCCGCGGGCAAGAUGCCCGGGAUGAUUAUGCCGCUGCCUGGCGGACAAGGCAAGCACCAAGCUCGGCCGGGACCUAAAGGUGAGGCGGCCCACCUGCACCAUCACAAACACGUCCAUCACACGCACUAUCCCGCCGGGGGGAAACCCAAAGAGCAGGCUGAGGUGGACGCCAACAGAAGCUUUGCCUGGAACAUGGAGCAACACCACUUUGUAUCCAAGUCCCGGAACUAUGCGGAUGGCAUGAGCGUCGGCCCCAAUGCCAUGGACCCCAUGGGUUACGGCAGUAAAGGCAGCACGCUGUCCAAACGGACCGUCAGAAAGGGAGACGAUGGAAGGAACUAUGAAUUGCGAGACCCAUUCCAACCCGAGGAUGUGGAAAGGAACCAGAAGAUUCUGCAGUGGAUGAUGGAAGGAGAGAAAGAAGCUGGACGCUACAAGAGGAGCCCAUAUGGAAGCAUCUCAGGCUCCAAGAAGGCCCCGAGUCACGAGGUGUCGAGGCCCAGCUCUGUGGAGAGGCCAGGGGCCGUCCACCCUUGGGUCACCGCUCAGCUCCGCAACAACGUGCAGCCCUCACAUCCUUUCAUCCAGGAUCCGACCAUGCCCCCCAAUCCUGCCCCCAACCCCCUCACCCAGCUUGAGGAGGCGCGCAGGAGGCUUGAAGAGGAGAAGAAGAAAUCUGGUACAUUGCAGGCCAAGCAGAGGCACAAGAAUAUGAAGAAACAGCCGUGUGAGAACAUCACUGUGGCUUAUUACUUCUGCGGAGAGCCAAUACCAUACAGAACAUCUGUUAAAGGAAGGAUUGUCACGCUGGGACAGUUCAAGGAGCUGCUGACCAAGAAAGGAAGCUACAGGUAUUAUUUCAAGAAAGUGAGCGACGAGUUCGACUGCGGAGUUGUGUUCGAGGAGGUGCGCGAAGACGACGCAAUCCUGCCCAUCUUCGAGGAGAAGAUCAUCGGAAAAGUUGAGAAGAUUGACUGAAAGUGAGAGAAGAGAGGAGGAAAGGAGUCGUGGGAUGUGGAGUAUAAAAGAGGGAGCAGUGUAGAGGUGCUGAGAUUGGUACAGGACGUGCAGGAGAGAGAGGGCUGGGGCGCUUGCUGUGGAAAGUACACUAUUUACUCGCAGGUUUCUACCUCUGCGCAGCGCUGAACCGCAUCAUCGCACGCGCAGAGUCCACAGACAGCCUUCGGACUCACGAGACGCCGUUCUCUCUCACCUUUGGUAUAUUUCUAACUCCGAAAUGUAAUGUAGCAAUGUAAAGUUAGACUAGAAAAAAGUAAAGUACUAUGAAUAUGUUUACUAAAGCUGCAUAUUUUUGAUAUGACGUAUCAGAAGGAAACGUAUCCUUUCUAAUUUAACAACUCUUGUAAUUUUAUAUGUACUGGUACCAGAUGUGUACAGACUGUCUGUUUAAAAGCAAAAAGAGAAAGUUUUAUAUCUAUUUAAAUAUUUAAAAAAAGAAAUCGGUUCACCCGUAUCAAAGCUGCGGCGGUUUUCACCAAGCUCCGAUUGCGGAGGCAGAUUGAGACCAGAAAGGCAGAAACUAUGGCUCACGCUUUACCAAGUGCUUUUAACUCAUACAACCAGUUUCAGCUAGGACUGCUCUAUGCAUUGAUGUCAAAGGAGAGGAUGCCUUCACAUUGCGCACGGAUGGGCUUUGAACCAGACGCAGUAUCAUUUGACAUGGCCUGAGCAGGUGAACUGACCGUGAAUAAGCACACCUGCGUUACUUAAAAGAUAUAUAGCCUUGUAGUUUAUAUGCUAAAAAUUGAGAAGGGGUACAAGAUCAUUUUCCAGACGCUUGUCUAUGAAGUAAUGGGAUGUUUUUAGGACGCAAGUAUGCCGUUCUGGUUGUAUGAAUGCACAUGCUCCCGGGGUCCAUUGUCUAAAGAGUGCCAUUGGACAUCACAACAAUCAUGUUUACACUUACCUUAUUGUAUUACAGUCAAUGGGAACGAAUAGAGAAUUGUAGCCUUUAGCUUAACACGGCUAAAUUUGGUGCCUGGCAAAAACGAAUGGUUUUAAUGUAGAUUUAGCCUAACAUGGUCUGCCUUGUUGGGAUCAUAAACACCAAAGAGAAUAAAAUAUCUUGGGAGUCGAAUUAAAUCCAUUUGCGUUGUUCGUUUUGGCGACGCUAGUGAUGCUCCUCCAUUGCAAUAUGCAGCGUUAAGGCUGUGUGUUAUAAUGUACGCUGGUGCUGAUCUGCGAUGUGUACUAACCGCUAGGAAUGGGCUGGAGACAGAUCUAGACGUUGUAUGAUUAUUGUUGUACCACCAUUCUGUCUUCAACAGUGUUAGUGGAGAUUUUCGGUAAUAUUAGUUUUAAGUUGCCCGUUGUCAUCGAUAUUCGUUUAAUGAUUUUCUUUUUCAUAUUUUUUAAUCCCUCAUUCGUUUCGAAUCAUGUUCAUCCUCCAUCCACUUGAACAAUACAAGUACUCGAUACAAGCAUAAUACGGAACAUUUCCUGUUUUCGCGAAUCGGCGUGAUUGUCACAGCGCCUUUGUUUUCAUCGGGGAUGUCGAGAGUUACUACUGUGAAUAGUCUGGACGUGAGCUCCUCUCACCGAAUGAUGGAUAUCCUGUAUAUAAACAUCACACAGAGUGCCUUCUGACCGUGACCAUGCUCAUCUCUCAUUCACUGUCUGCUCUCCUCACUCCAUGUGUCUAGUACCAGGGACUUGCAUUAUGUUUUUAAGAACUUUUUUGUUAGUUUCCUAUGCGAAGAGCAUCGCCACACUUUUAAGUCUUUUUGUGUAAAUAUGUACAUUUUUCUAUGUGUCUUCAACUACAACCAGCAAAACUCAUUUGGAUAUUUAGAGCCCUGGUUCUGCUUUAGUGUGCAGAGUUGUACAGUUAUCAUUUUAUGGUACUUUGGACAAUAAAGACAUGUAAUAAAAUAUA